Messenger RNA from Lytechinus pictus (painted urchin), 9082 nucleotides. RefSeq names its product copper-transporting ATPase 1-like. Gene Ontology annotation, biological process: copper ion import; copper ion homeostasis. Lineage: Eukaryota; Metazoa; Echinodermata; Echinoidea; Temnopleuroida; Toxopneustidae. The coding region runs from base 204 to 4967 and encodes 1587 amino acids. Gene Ontology annotation, molecular function: ATP hydrolysis activity; P-type divalent copper transporter activity; ATP binding. The transcript has 21 exons. Gene Ontology annotation, cellular component: plasma membrane; trans-Golgi network. The record is from RefSeq and is a predicted model, not a curated record.
ACGCACGCACGGUUCCCAUCGAUUACUGCGUCGAAUCGUCAAGUUAUCCGGCCAUAAAUCUUAAUAUUUGUGCGACUUUGUUCUUCUGUGUAAUUUUGUGACCUUACAUUUCGAUUAUUUGGAACAGGACCAACUCUCAUAUGAUACAGAUGUAGAUCCACAAAAUCUUUCCUGAAAAUUGAAGCCAUAUCACGUAUGUUACCAUGGCAACAGAGAGUGGAGGACAACGUCAGUUGCAGCUUGCAAUAAUUGAUGUAGAAGGUAUGACUUGUAACUCCUGUGUGAGGAACAUAGAGGAUCAUGUGGGUGAUACCAAUGGAGUCUAUCUUGUUAAGGUAUCACUGUCAGACAAGAGCGCAUCGGUGGCCUUUGAUCCUACACGGAUUGACCAAGCGGCAUUGAAGAAUAUGAUCUAUGAUAUGGGAUUUGAUGCUUGUUUAAGAAGCCGUGCGUCUGAUAAGAAAUGCAGCAUUGUAUCAAUCGAAGGAAUGACUUGUCACUCUUGUGUGAAAAAGAUUGAAGAGAAGCUGUCAGGUAAAGACGGUGUGGAGAAAAUCAGGGUUCUUUUAGAGCAGAAGCAAGGAGUCAUAAUGUUUAACAGUAAUAGAGUAAAUCUCCCAGACAUUGUGGAGGAGAUCAACUCUUUAGGAUUUGGAGCUGCUAUUGCAAGUGGAUCAGUUUCUGGAGACAGUGAGAAAGAGGACAGGAGUGUUGUGAUUGGGAUUGAAGGGAUGACGUGUGGCUCGUGUGUGAAGUCCAUUGAGGGUCACAUAGGGUCACUUCCUGGUGUUAGAACAAUCGCUGUCUCACUGGUCAACAAAGAAGGGACCAUCACAUAUGAUGCAAACCUGACCAGUGCAGAGAAACUUAAAGAAGCCAUUUAUGACAUGGGCUUUGAUGCUACACUUCCUGGUAACACCCCACCGACCAUUAAUAAUGGGACACCUCUUUCCAUGGUCAUUGUUGGUAUCGAAGGAAUGACUUGCCAAUCUUGCGUGCGGUCAAUCGAAGACAAGAUAGGUGCAAUGCAAGGAGUCUCCAGCAUCAAGGUUUCACUUCAAGAUAAAAUAGCAGAUGUGAAGUACAUGUCAUCUCAGAUCAAAGCAGAGGAUAUUCGCGUUGCAAUAUACGACAUGGGUUUCGAAGCUACCCUCCCAGAGAGCUUUGAUGUGGACACUGGUGACAAGAAUCAAACUGCAACCCUUCGUGUUGAAGGAAUGACAUGUGGUUCUUGCGUGAAAAGUAUUGAAGGCACCAUCUCAGAUCAUCCUGGCUUGGCAUCUAUACGGGUAUGCCUAGAAGGAAAAUCAGCAACUGUGACCUUUGACCCCCAGGUCACAACCUUGCUAGCCAUCAGGGAUGCAAUUUAUGAUAUGGGGUUUGAUUGUUUUAUGCCGGACCCUGACAAUGAAAGGACUGAAACAGGAGUACUGGGUAUCCAAGGGAUGACUUGUAAUUCUUGUGUUAAGAGCAUAGAAGGAAUGUUACUGGACAACCCUGCUGUGAGGUCAGCCAAGGUCAGCCUGAAAGAAGAAAAUGCCAUUGUGACCUUUGACCCAAACACUAUCACAAUGGAGCAACUAAGAGAAAUUGUGUAUAACAUGGGUUUUGAUGUCACGAUAAUGGAAUCCCCAUUAAUUGAGAUCAAACCACCAAAUUCAUGCAAACCAUCUCACCAACCAGCGAAUGAGCCUUUAUCCAAACAAUCACCCGUCACUUCCCAUGGUGCUUUCAUGCAAGAGGUAUCCCAAGAUUCAGCUGGACAGGAAGUGCAAGGUGACACCAACAAGAAGUGCUUCCUGCGGGUCACUGGCAUGACCUGCAGUUCUUGCGUGGCAUUGAUUGAAGGCAGGAUGUCAAAGCAUGAAGGUAUUAAGAGCAUUCGCGUAUCCCUGAUGGCUCAGAAGGCUGAAGUGAAGUAUAAUGCCAAAGACCUGUCGCCCUCAAAGAUUGCCAAUUUAAUAGAUGAUCUUGGCUUUGGUGCAGAAGUUAUUGAUGCAGACGAGUCUAGACCCAAAGAAGGGGUCAUUGAAUUACAUAUAUCUGGCAUGACAUGUUCAUCUUGUGUACAUCUAAUUGAGUCAUCUCUCGUCAAGAAACCUGGGAUUAAACUAGCAGCAGUUGCCCUGGCAACCAGUAGAGGUCACUUUGAAUAUGACCCAAACCUCAUAGGACCAAGAGAUAUUAUAUUAGCAAUUAAGGAGACGGGCUUUGAGGCCAGCUUGAUUUCCAGUGAUAAGAAUGUACAUUCCAGUGUUGAUCAUUCCCAGACCAUCAAUCAAUGGAAGAGAUCAUUCUUCAUCUCCCUUCUCUUUGGUGGACCAGUCAUUGCCAUACUGUUAUAUGAAAUCAUUCAUCAUCCCUCUCCUAAGUGUAUCUUCCCUGGGGUAUCAGUCCUCAACUUACUUCUAUUCCUCCUCUGCACACCUGUACAGUUCAUAGCAGGGCGAUACUUCUACAUUCAGGCUUACAAAUCCCUCAAGCAUGGGGCUGCCAAUAUGGAUGUCCUCAUUGUCUUGGCAACCACCAUUUCUUACACCUACUCUGUCAUAGUCCUGUUGAUAGCCAUAUGUCGGAGAUCAGAUACCAGUCCAAAGACAUUCUUUGAUGAGCCUCCCAUGCUCUACAUCUUUGUAACAUUAGGAAGGUGGCUGGAGCAUUACACCAAGGGAAAGACUUCAGCAGCCCUUGCCAAGCUCAUCUCUUUACAAGCAACAGAAGCUACCCUGGUCACCAUUGACCCCCAGGGUCAAAGGUUAGAAGAACAGAUCAAAGUUGACCUUUUGCAGCACGGUGACCUUGUCAAGGUUCGUCCUGGUGAGAAGAUUCCUGUGGAUGGGACGGUGGAGGAAGGGACGUCCAUGGUGGAUGAAGCACUGAUCACAGGAGAAUCUAUGCCAGUUACUAAGAAGACGGGGAGUACUGUUAUAGGAGGAACCAUUAAUCAGAAUGGGCUUCUGCAUGUCAAGGCCGUUCAUGUUGGUGCAGAAACAACUCUAGCAAACAUUGUCAAACUAGUAGAGGAAGCACAGACAUCCAAGGCUCCGAUCCAGAAGUUAGCUGAUCGCAUUGCAGCAUACUUUGUCCCUGGUAUUGUUAUCAUAUCCUUGAUAACACUCAUUUGUCACCUUGCUAUGGGAUUGUCUGGUUCUGGUAUGGUGCACCCAUCAAGCUCAGAGACAUUACCUGAAGACAAGACAAUGAUGAUCUGGCAGUACUCCUUCCAAUGUGCCAUUGCAGUUCUUUGCAUUGCUUGCCCCUGUGCACUGGGUCUGGCCACCCCUACGGCUGUAAUGGUUGGGACCGGGGUAGGAGCAACCAAUGGCAUACUCAUCAAAGGAGGGGAACCUCUGGAGUUAGCUCAUAAGGUAAAGACUGUGGUCUUUGACAAGACAGGAACGAUCACCCAAGGUAAACCUACUGUGACUGAUGUGACAGCAUUCAAGGGAGAGACCUACACUACAGAGAGACUCCUGGCUGUAGCUGGUUCAGCAGAGAUGGGUAGUGAACAUCCAGUAGGAGUAGCAAUAGCAUCAAGAGCUAAAGAGGUGUUUGGAACCAGUGUCCUUGCAAAGUGCAGUGAGUUUCAGGUUGUGCCUGGAUGUGGUAUCAAGUGCUCCGUCGAUGCCCUCUCCCUAGAACUCCUCCUAAGUCGUCAGCUUCGGGACAGUAGCCAGGAUACAGUCAGGGUUGAGAUUGAUAACAACACUGUGGAUGUGGUAUCUCCAAGCAGGAGCAAUGGAGGUUCAGCUGUCAUUUCUUCAGAGUCCACAGGACAUGUCGCUGCUUCUAAAGGGACUAAGACUGAUCAUUAUGUCGUUGCUAUUGGCAACCGUGAGUGGAUGCAUCGUAACUUUGUACCAAUGGCUGAUCAGAUUGAUGCUUCAUUGGGAGCAAGGGAAGAGCUCGGGCAAACUGCUGUCUUAGUGGCAAUUAAUGGUGAGCUGGUAGGUAUGAUCAGUGUAGCUGAUGCAGUCAAGCCUGAAGCAGCAGCUGCUAUCUGUACCUUGAAGAAGAUGAACCUCGAUGUCAUGCUACUCACUGGUGAUAAUAAAAAGACUGCUCAGGCCAUUGCAGGACAGGUUGGUAUUGGGCACAUCUUUGCUGAAGUUCUUCCUCAACACAAAGUGGAUAAGGUCAGGGAACUUCAGAAGAAAGGUCAUCUUGUCGCCAUGGUAGGAGAUGGGGUCAACGACUCACCUGCCUUGGCUCAAGCUGAGGUCGGUAUUGCUAUAGGAACAGGCACAGAUGUUGCUGUAGAGGCAGCCAAUGUGGUCUUGAUCAGAGAUGAUCUCCAAGAUGUGGUCGCAGCCAUUGACCUAUCACAUAAGACUGUUAAAAGGAUUCACAUCAAUUUCAUGUUUGCUCUCGUCUAUAAUAUCAUUGCCAUUCCCAUUGCCGCAGGUGCGUUGAUGCAGUGGGGUAUAGCCCUUCAACCUUGGAUGGCAGCUGGUGCCAUGCUUUACUUUCUACCUAUUGAUUGUGGUAAUGUUCUCUCUGAUAUCAUUCUCUUUACAGGUGCGUUGAUGCAGUGGGGUAUAGCCCUUCAACCUUGGAUGGCAGCUGGUGCCAUGCUUUACUUUCUACCUAUUGAUUGUGGUAAUGUUCUCUCUGAUAUCAUUCUCUUUACAGGUGCGUUGAUGCAGUGGGGUAUAGCCCUUCAACCUUGGAUGGCAGCUGGUGCCAUGGCGAUGUCAAGUGUAUCUGUUGUUACAUCAUCACUUCUACUUAAAUUUUACAAGAAGCCAGACAUAGAACAGGUUCCUCAGCACCACCUUUGGCUCUCACGAUGGCUUCCUACCGUCAACAAACACAAACCUUUAUCAACGGACGACAUUGAAGUCAACAUGCAGACUUCCAGCAAUGGCCUAUCAUGGUUGCGAAGGACCAUGGGGAGAGGUGACAGGUCGCGGGAUGGCUACGGCAUCACUUUACUUCGAGAGGAAGAUGAAGAGGGUGUCCUCUGAUUUGAAUUUUUAUGUUUGAAUUAAGUUGUUUUUGACAGGGUUGUGUAAUAAAAGUAUCUUGAACCCAUCCAUACUCCUAGUGGAACACCACCACUUUACAGGAGGCAUUGAGGCAUUAUCAAGCUACUCUUACAGAGAGAUGGUUGCAUGAUUAUAUUGAUGUCUACAAGUGACAUCACGGUGUGUUGUCAUGAUCUUGAUUUUUCAAGUAUUCUAUUCAGGUUAUUGGUGAUUAUCGAAUGGGUACCGUUCAUAAGUAAUUGCCGCCACAUGGCCAGCCGUGCAUCCGUAAAUUUGCCAUGUGUCCGGUAAUUACUUACGAAAUGGUUUUUUUGAAAAAUUGAUUUUUCACCGAAAAAUUCAACCAUUCUAUAAAAACAAAUGAUGCACAGGUUUGUUUGUGCAUUGGUAGGACUAGUGAGCAUGCGGUAAUUAUGUAAACUAGUUUAUACCCACUCUGCUGCGCCUCGUGGGUUUUAACAGUUCCAUAGUUACCUUAUGCUCACAAAACCUACUGAUGCACUCACAUCUGUGCACUCACAUCCGUGCACCAUUUGUAUAUUGAUUAUAUGUUCUUGGAACCAAGUUUGGGGGGCUCACUCAGUAUAUAAAGUCUCAUAUAUGGAGCAUGUAUCACAAAGCUUUACAUGCAUUAAGAAUCACUUUGAGAUUAGGUUGAAUUGAAAUAUAGAAAGUGAUGUCAGAAAGCUUACUUUUUGGUCCUGUUGUAAAGAUAUGAAAUCAAUAUUUAUAAGUGAUUGUAAUUCUACACAUGAAUUGCCAUCAUCCUUUGAUUUAGAGUUUUGUUCACUCAAUUACGCCACUUCAUGAAUUGUUCCUGACUUAAAUAUAUAUGUGUUGUAGCUCAUGAAAUAAAAUGAAGUCAUAAAAGUAGAUUACACUUGAGGAGCAUUCGCUUGCAGGAAAAUAUCUUUUUAUGUAACUUCCUGCUGGGAUAUGAUUCCUUGACCUUGUGAAAUAUAGUCCAACAACAUCUCCACUGAAAUUCAAAAUUCAAAUGUUUUAAAUUAGCAUUGAGUAUGCCAUAUUAGCAAGAUGCACAAUAUAUGCAUUGGUACAGCUCAAUACAUAUUAGUCUAUUGCUGACAAUUACUAUAUUUUGUAUGUCUCAAUAUUUUUUCAUGCUUUUUAACAAACUCAGUAUUUCAUAUUGCCACUUAAAAUGGAGAUUAUUUGAAAUUAUUAUAAUGCUAUUUAUUAAAUGCAUGUUUAGGAAUUGACGGAACUAGAUACUUUUGAUUCAGCAGCAGUUUUAUGUGCCUGCUGUCCAAGUUAGAGAGUGCUGGAAUGUUAUUCAGAAACUGAAUGUUUGUUGUUAUGAAGAAAUAAUGUACCCUUUCCCUGAUGAGUAGUUGAAAUAUGAGUUGAUUGAAUCAUAGGCAGAUGAAUUAGAGCAAAUUUUGUAAUAGAUUUCACAAUAAUGCAACUCAAUCUUCAUAUUAUGACAAAUGUGUUUGCAUAUAUCAAUAUAUCAUGCACCUUUUUAUUCACAUUUACAUGAUAUUGUGUUAUUUUUGUAAAUGUUCUGCCUCAAAAGGCUAUAGAUAUUUCAUUGUCCCUUUACCGGUGAGAUUUUUUCUUAAUUUGUUUAGUGAUGAAAAUGUUCAUAUUCCAUUAAUUUGGUUUUACUUUGUUUGUUUUUUGCUGACAGAUUUAUUUGAAGAGAGGUUUUUUCAGGUUAGAUCAUAUGGAUUGGAGAAUGUUAAUUUGUUCAGAUGUUCUGAUGUAUUUAUUUGUUUUAUAAUUAUGUUUUGCUUUCAAUGUACAUAUAUAUUUCUAUACAUUGUGAAUAGUACUACAAAAAAUAGCUUUAUUUUAUACAAAUUAUUUGAAAAAUACAUUAAGAUGAUGGUAUAAUAGUAGUUGCCAUUUAUAUUCAGUACUCACAAAUUUGUGAUAAAAUAUUUUUGCGCAAGAGAAAUUAUUGUUCAACAGUUUAAUUUGUCAAAUUUCAAAGUGGGGGGCUGAAGCCCCCUUAGCCCCCCCCCCCUGCUUCUGUGUGUUCACACAUUACACAUAUAAAUGUUAUUUAUGUCGUUUUUUCUUUGUAGUAUUUAUGCCCACUCUAUUCCAAUGAUUUUAUGUCAAUUGGGCAAUGUCUGUUUUGCAAAUUAAUCAUUUAUAUUGAUUAAGCAUAAUUUUUCUAUUCAAAUGAAAGUAAAAUCACCAUUGGUAAUUCAAAUUCCAAUAUUCAUCUUCCUCAUAAACGCUUUGCCCUCAACUUUUUCCUGAAAUCAGUCGUGGAAACUGUUAUUUACACUGCCCAUUCGUAGAAAAUGUUAUGUCAUUGAAGAAAAAAAAUAUUUUAACAGAAAAAUUCUGAUGGAUCAUGAAUAACAAUAUGUUAUGAAUGACUAGCUUCAUUAUUUUGGUAAUUUGAAUUGUCUUCUGAUUUAAACAAAAUGUGAAAGUAAGCUUGUAUAAAGGGAGAACAUCUUACAAGUAGUAGACUCCUCCCUGCUCCCCCCUUGAAUAUAUUUGUCUUGAUUUUUUAAAAAGAAAAUAUUGAUAUACAAAAGAAAUUACAUGCUAUGAUGGAUUGUAGAAUGUACCUAAUUUAUUUCCUACAAUUUUACAAUACAGCAUUUUGAUUAGUUAUGAACUUUUAACUAGUGGAAUCUAUCUCAUAUUAUUUUUACUAUGCACUUAUUUUCUUUCCGCACAUCUUUUACUUGUCGUGCAUAAUGAAAGAUAUGCAGUUACAAUUAUUUUAUGUAGGGUAUGACUUGGUAACAUAUCAAAGUUUCUAUUGAUUUUGCUUGCUGGAAUGUUCGAUUUCAAUAAAAUGUUUCUACAGCAUGGUUUAAAUAGUUUGCAAUAUAAAUACACAUAGCUGUGUAUAUAUGAAUGGCAGGCCAUUGGUUAUAAGAUAUACAUUAAUCAGACACAUAUCAUUGAUAUUUUUUUUUUUUAUGAUAAGAACUGAAAUUGGUAAUGGUAAUUAUUUUGUGUGCAUUAUCUUAUAUUGGAAAAUCUUUCAAUAUACCAUUGAUUAUGUUUGUGAUUGUGUUGUAGUGCAUCAAAUUUUGCAAGGUAUAUAUGUUUUACAUGUAUAUGCCUUUGUGUUGAAUUGAACUUUGGGUUUCUUAUUUUCAUGAAUGACUUCUUUCUUUUUCCAAAGAAGAAUUAUGAUUAGAAGCAAGUCAUGAAAACCUGUUUUCUAGAAAUAAGAAAAGUUCAAUAUUCCAUCAUUGAAAGUCUUUUUUUUUAUGUUUAAUUUUUCUUCCUGAUAUUGAAUAAUUUCUUUCAAAUGCUUUCUCCUCUUUUUGUGCAAAGUCUGUAUUUCAUUGAAAAUUGAAACACUCUCUGCAGAAGUUUGUCACCAUGAGCACAUGAAUGUACAAAAAAGUGCACACUUUUAUGUCCUCGUGGAUAUUUUCAAUGUAUUUAUGGAAGACUUCCUAAUAAUAUAUUAUUAUAAGAAUGAUGCUUAGAAUAGAAUCAGAGGUUAGAGGAAAGGUUGAUAAUUGAAGGAAGUGAUAAGUGUUUGUAUUAUUUUGCCUAUAAAUCCCAACUACAGAAUACAAACGAAUAAAAAUAACACCUCCCAACUAAAAUAAAGUUAUUCCAUAAUGUUUUGUUCUAUUCAAUCUGAAGCCUGGGGUGAACAUAGAAUUUGAUAAAUGCUAUUUUGUGUGGAUUGCUGGGAGAAGUAUUUCAAGUUUUACCCAAUGAAUCUUAACAGGCCUGUAUUGAAGUAAGCAUUGGCAUAAUGACUUGGUCUUGGGUUUAAAACCAAAGUGAAAUAAAUGGAAGAGGAAAAUCAUAAAGAUGUAGGGGGAAAUAUUAUGUAGGGACUCGGGUGAUUUCACCCCCGAAAUGCCCUGGAAAAUCCCAGUUCAUUGUCAUGUAAAGCUUAUCCAAUGUUGAAGAAUUAGGUAGUAUACUGUGAAAAGUAUCAUUGCUUUUUGAUUGCCUGUAAAGGUGGAUGCUCUAGAAGGUGUCUUUCAAUAGAUAAUUUGACUAGGAAAUGGUUCCUCUGUUGAGAAAUUCAUAUGUUUUAAUACAUUCAUGUGCAGAUUAGAUCAUUUAUGUGGAGUCAUCCUUCCUGCCUUGCAAAAACAAUAAACACUAUUUUUAAAACCUUGAAUAAA